AUGGACAACAACGACAGCACCAGCAACAGCAAUACUCGUGAAUCUCAGCCAGACACACCAAAUAAUAUCCCUUUACCGCCUCCACCACCCCCACCACCACCACCUCCCAAUUUUCCCAUCUCAAAACCCUCAUCAUCAUCUCUCCUGGCAAGGAAAUUCGCCUCUGCAGCCGACAAAAUCAAUAAUCACAAGAAAGUCCGCAGAAAAGCCGCUGCAUCCCCCCCACCCCCAUCCCCUACUUCUUCUUCCCCUUCCCCAUUCAAGUCACGCCAUUUCUUCUUCUACGGCUCCCCUAAUAAAAAAAUAAAUGGACCCCGAAGUCUUACAGGCCGUGCUGGAUUUUCCCGAUCUUCCCGUCGUCGUCAAAAAAAAAAAAGAACGGGGUUUGGAUUACGGGGUUCAUUCAAGGUUAGGAUGUGGGUGGGGGGUUUAUCCUGCUCUGAUUCCAAUAAUCCUGCAGGAAGAAAAACGAGAAGACGGAGGGAAAGGGAAAGUCUUCGGCACAGCAUGGAAGGUGACUACCCAGUCUCAAUUCGAGAGACCUCUCGCCUACGAGACUGCUGCGUAUAUAUGCCUCCCCUGUACGAUCUAUCAGAGGUAUUUCAAGGCGUCGGUUGUGCGGCGACGGGUGUAAUACCAGUAGAAUAG
Rasamsonia emersonii CBS 393.64 is the source of this 648-nucleotide messenger RNA. RefSeq lists its product as uncharacterized. NCBI's taxonomy places the organism in Eukaryota, Fungi, Ascomycota, Eurotiomycetes, Eurotiales, Trichocomaceae. The transcript is spliced from 2 exons. The record is from RefSeq and is a predicted model, not a curated record. Bases 1 to 648 code for a protein of 215 amino acids.